Molecule: messenger RNA, 2290 nt
Organism: Salvelinus namaycush (lake trout)
Lineage: Eukaryota; Metazoa; Chordata; Actinopteri; Salmoniformes; Salmonidae
Product: E3 ubiquitin/ISG15 ligase TRIM25-like
Exons: 9
Molecular function (GO): zinc ion binding
Source: RefSeq, a predicted model, not a curated record
UCUGCGGCCUCCCAGAAGAACUUUAAGCUCGCCAACAUCGCAGACGACUUCCGCUGCAGGGGACGGGCAGUAUCGUCAAGACCACAACAACCAGACGGCAGCCCGACAAAAGCCGAGACCCCCGUGUCCGUGCCGUGUGACUACUGCUCUCCAGGGGACACUAGCGAGGCGGGGAAAGGGGAACCUGGGGCUGGAGUGGUGGUAGAGGUAGCGGUCAAGACGUGUCUGAAAUGCGAGGUGUCCUGUAACGGCUUUCUUCCUGGGGAGCACGUGAAGCCUCACCUGGAGCUGCCUGCGUUUAGGGAGCACCCCAUGACUGAACCCCUGGGGGACCUGAGGAAGAGGAAGUGUCCCGAACACGAUGAGAUGUAUCGCUACUACUGCAUGGACGACCGGGUGUCUGUCUGCAACGCCUGUACCAUCGAGGGGGGCCACGCCGGACACACCAUCAAGACCCUGAAGAACACUAUGAAGGAUCUGAAGGGCUCUCUGGAGAACCAGCUACAGAAGGUGGACAGGAAGCUGAACAAAGCAGAGAAAAAUCUCCAGGAGCAGAAAGAACAAGAACGACUGAACAAGAGGUUCCUGGAGGACUCAGACCAGCGGGUCACAGCCUUGGGGGAGGUGUUACAGGUCCACCUGGAGGGCUUCCUCACCUCCCUCAGGGACUGUUCCUGCUCCCACGGGGUCGAGUGUGGCCCCAGCAUCCAGCGGAACAUAGCCAAGGCGGUCCAGGACCAGUCCCGUCUGCAGGAUGUCCACAGUGGCAUCCAGACCCUCGCCCAGGAGAACGACCCCUUCCGCUUCCUGGAGGCGUACAAGUCAUCAAGCAAAAAUUUCUGCAGGCAGUUGAAGAAGCCUCUGUUCCACCCAGAAUGCGCUUGCGUGGACUCAGACGGCCUGGCCGAGUCCAUGGAGGCUAAACAGGAAGACUUCCUCACUGAAGUACACUCUCACGUCUCUCACCUCAUCAACGAGCUCUGUCCCGUAGUCCGGGAAGAGGAGGACAGCGGAGGAGAGGAGGAGGAGGAGGAUGAAGAUGGUGACGACAGCAGUGAUGGAGAUGAGCAAGAAGAAGCUGAGGAGGAGAUGAGGAGUGAGGAAGAGGAGGCUGUACACGACCAGAGUGAGUCAGCAGACGAACUUUACAAAGAGGAGGAAGAAGAGGAGAUUCAUUCAGACUGAUGAAAUUACUUCCAUUUAAGGCUGAUUUUCAGUCAAAGUCAUGCAUUGAUGUCAGUGGGAGAAUGUGUGAAAAGGCUACUUUGGAUUUUUCCAUAAAUUACCAAAAGAACAAUUUUGGGAAACCUUUUAAAUAUUAUACAUCAAUCUUUAGAAGAUGAGCUGUUUGAGUGCAUAUGGCACCCUAUUACUUUCGACCAGGGCCCUAUAUAGGCAAUAGGGUGUCAUUUGGAACGUAGACAAUUUUUUGUUGUUGUUCAAGAUUAUACUGUAAUAACUAAACACUUGAAACUGGGCUUCUCAUUCUAACCUCAUACGUUUUUUGUUGUUGAGUAAAGCACUUUGUGCCCAACCUCUCAUUUGUAGACCUGGGUUCAAAUAGUAUUUGAUUUAUUAUUAUUUAUUAUUUUUUCAAAUACUUUUCUGCGUUUGCUUUGUAAUGUAAUAUAGUUUUGGAUCUAUUCUAUUGCUUCCAUUAAGCCAGGCAAGCUUGAUCAAGCACUGCUAGAAGUAUUUGUAAUAAUUUCACCUAGUAUUUGAACCCAGGUGCGGGCUGUAUUAUACAUCCAGGGAAAGCCACAUCUUAAGUAUUUAUUUUGAUUCUCAGGAAGACAUGUAUUAUAAGGUGUUUAUUAUUUGAUGGCACUUUGAUAAAUAAUAUUGAAAGGUAUUGCACUGAUCACUUGCAGAAAUGUAUGUCUUCAUUAACUACAAUGGGCUACCUGACUAAUUAUACACCAUUAGUGCAUUUAGUUAGCAUGGUCCCAGAUCUGUUUGUGCUGUCUUGCCAGCUCCAAUAUGAAUGACCAUCAUAGUUGACAAGACAGCAGAAAUGGAUCUGGGUCCAGGCUAGCAUUUAGGUGUUCAUGUGUAACCAGACAAAUGUGAGUGCAUAUCCUGACUUAAUUCUGUUUGAUGUGAAUUUUAUACCAAUGAAAGUUAGAUGAUAGAAGACUUGUGGAUGAGUGUGUGAAGCGUGGGUGUGUUUUUCAAAAGCUGUUUGAAAUUUAUGUAAAAGUUGGUGAGCUAUAUGUUUAUCAGUCUAUCGUUUAAUAAUUCAUUGUUCUUAUGGUAUUAUGUUUCAUCAGUUGCAUACCUGGGUUGUAUU